This is a messenger RNA of Lepus europaeus (European hare), 2049 nucleotides long. RefSeq names its product signal peptide peptidase like 2C (gene SPPL2C). The coding region runs from base 1 to 2049 and encodes 682 amino acids. Gene Ontology annotation, molecular function: aspartic endopeptidase activity, intramembrane cleaving. The transcript has a single exon. The record is from RefSeq and is a predicted model, not a curated record. Gene Ontology annotation, biological process: membrane protein proteolysis. Gene Ontology annotation, cellular component: cytoplasmic side of endoplasmic reticulum membrane; Golgi-associated vesicle membrane; lumenal side of endoplasmic reticulum membrane. NCBI's taxonomy places the organism in Eukaryota, Metazoa, Chordata, Mammalia, Lagomorpha, Leporidae.
AUGGCGUGCCUGGGUCUCCUCCUCCCCACGGGCUCCCUCCUCCUCCUCCUCCUCACCAGCACCACGGCCCGGGGGGAAUAUGGCGUGGUCCACGUGGUGUCGGACAACUGGAGCAAGGACUACUGUGUCCUGUUCAGCUCUGAUUACGUCGACCUCCCCCGGGACCUGCAGCACGCCCCGCUCCUGCCCCUGCACAUCGGCACCUCGACGCCCUGGUGCCCGGGCGGGGACGCCUUCCACCAGGCCCGGCCCAGCCCCCCAGCCCAGCGGCCCCUCCGCCAUACCACCGCCAUGGUCAUGAGAGGCAACUGUAGCUUCUACGCCAAGGGCUGGCUGGCGCAGGGUCAGGGUGCCCACGGGCUACUGAUCGUGAGCAGGGUCCAGGACCAGCAGUGCUCAGACACCACCCCCGCGGCCCGGGACCCCCGCCAGCCCCUGCCCGACCUCACCAUCCCCGUGGCCGUGCUGCGCUACACCGACAUGCUGGACAUCCUCAGCCAUACCCACGGCCACGGCGGCGUCCGCGUGGCCAUGUACGCGCCCCCCGAGCCCAUCAUCGACGUCAACAUGGUGAUCAUCUUCAUCCUGGCUGUAGGCACCGUGGCCCUGGGCGGCUACUGGGCCGGCCUGACCGAGGCCGACCAGCUGCUGCGGCGCCGGGCCCGAGGGGGCGGGGGGCCCGGCGGACAACAUCAGCCGCGAGCCGCGGUAGCCGCGAGGGGCUGGGGAGCCAUGGAGGAAGAGGACGCCGACGGCGCCGUGGACUUCACGCCGGCCAUGACGGGCGCUGUGGUCGCCAUAUCCUGCUCCAUCAUGCUGCUGCUCUACUUCUUCUACGACCGCUUCGUCUACGUCAUGAUCGGGAUCUUCGGGCUGGGCGCCGGCACCGGCCUCUACAGCUGCCUGGAGCCCCUGGUGCGCCACCUGCCGUGGCGCCACCGCCGGGCCUGCCCGCGGCUGCCCCUGCUGCUGCUGCUGGGCCUGUGCGCCGCCGUGACCCUGCUCUGGGUCGCCUGCCGCAACCAGGACCGCUGGGCGUGGCUCCUGCAGGACGCGCUGGGCGUGGCCUACUGCCUCUUCGUCCUGCGGCGUGUGCGGCUGCCCACGCUCCGGAACUGCGCCUCCUUCCUGCUGGCCCUGCUGGCCUUCGACGUCUUCUUCGUGUUCGUCACGCCCCUCUUCACCGGGACCGGCGAGAGCAUCAUGGUGGAGGUGGCCUCGGGCCCCGCACACUCCUCAAGCCCCGAGCGGCUGCCCAUGGUGCUCAAAGUGCCCCGGCUCAGCUUCUCGGCCUUGACGCUGUGCGACCAGCCCUUCUCCAUCCUCGGCUUCGGGGACAUCGUGGUCCCUGGCUUCCUGGUCGCCUACUGUCACCGCUUCGACGUGCAAGUCCACUCCCGCCAGCUCUACUUCGUGGCCUGCACCGUGGCCUACGCCGUGGGCCUGCUGGCCACCUUCGCGGCCAUGGUCCUCAUGGAGAUGGGCCAGCCCGCCCUGCUCUACUUGGUGUCCAGCACCCUGCUCACCAGCCUGACCUUGGCCGCCUGCCGCCAGGAACUUGGCCUCUUCUGGAGCGGCCAGGGCAGAGCCAGGACACCUGUCUUGCCUAUGGCGGCGCUGUGCGGCUUCGAGCGGAAGCAGGAAGGCAUUGGAGAUGUCUACACAGCUGGCGAGCAGAAGGCGGCCAUCGACCAAGGGGCAGGGGACCUGGAGAGCCCGCCCAGGGAAGACCCGGCCGCUGUUGUCCUCGUAUCUGAGGAUGAAGCCACCAGUCCAGAGGGCCUCAGCGAGAGCUCGGAGGGCUGGAGCGACGCCAACCUGGAUGUCGCCGAGCUGCCCCCCGCCUCCCCCAGGGCCUCGGACGAGCUGACGCCGCUGAUGCCGAUGGCCGUGCUGGUUCCUCUGAUGCCCCUGAGGCCGCCGCCCUCGGAGCUGGGCCACCUGCACGCCCAGGCCCAGGCCCACGACACCGGCUUGUCCUGGACGGGGCUACACAAGAGGAAGGGCCUGCGAGUCAAGAAGAGCAUGUCCACGCAGGCGCCCUUGUGA